AUGUCUACUAUUGCUUUCUUCCUCCUUUGUGCCCAAAUCUGUUUGGUGCAGAAUGUGUACAGUCAGUGUCUUGGAGCAGGGCCACUUCCAGCCUUUGGACCAGGAUUCGGACCAGCGUUAGCACCAGCUGCAGGAGCUUAUGGAAUGGGUCUAGCUGGUUCUCCCUUCGGACCAUACAGCUUUGCCCCAGCUGCGAUUGAAUUAGCUGCUGCUGGGUAUGGUGGUAGUGGUGUUGGUGACGUCGCUGUCGCUGGUGAAAUGCCAGUCGCUGGUACUACACUCGUCGCUGGUCAAGUUCCAAUCUUGGGUGCUGUGCGUUUUGCUGGUGAUUUGCCAGCCGCUGGUACUGUUUCCAUAGCUGGUAGCUGCGGCUGUGGCUGCGGUGCACCUUACUAUUAUUAAUCUGUAUUAUUAUUUGUUUAUUAUAGUAAUAAACAUUU
Messenger RNA from Melitaea cinxia (Glanville fritillary), 440 nucleotides. Its product is annotated as chorion class CA protein ERA.1-like. Gene Ontology annotation, molecular function: structural constituent of egg chorion. The record is from RefSeq and is a predicted model, not a curated record. Gene Ontology annotation, biological process: multicellular organism development; chorion-containing eggshell formation. Bases 1 to 402 code for a protein of 133 amino acids. Gene Ontology annotation, cellular component: egg chorion. NCBI's taxonomy places the organism in Eukaryota, Metazoa, Arthropoda, Insecta, Lepidoptera, Nymphalidae. The transcript has 3 exons.